Molecule: messenger RNA, 4165 nt
Organism: Pogona vitticeps (central bearded dragon)
Lineage: Eukaryota; Metazoa; Chordata; Lepidosauria; Squamata; Agamidae
Source: RefSeq, a predicted model, not a curated record
AUUGUCGAAGGGAAAGGGGAAGCGGCGCUUACAAGAGCUAUGCUCCAGUCCAAAUUUCGCAACCCUGUUGAGCUUGUUGGGCACUCCCUUUAUGUCUCUGUAACAAUGAUGACGGAUUCAGGCAGCGACAUGGUGGUGGCAGAGAAAAGUGAUAUUAGCAUUGUGACAUCUCCCUAUCAGAUCCACUUCACCAAAACCCCCAAGUACUUCAAGCCAGCGAUGCCCUAUAGACUGAUGCACUCUGCCUUCCCUGUGGUGUCAGAGCCUCUUGCAGGAAAUGCAGUAACACAGAAUGACGGGAUUGCCAAGCUAGUCCUGAAUAUGCCAGGAAAUGCGCAAGAGCUAAGGAUCACUGUAAAAACCAACCAUGAACGACUCCCAAAAGAACGGCAGGCAACCAACAGCAUGGUGGCUAGAGCUUACCAAACCCAGGCAGGAUCUGGAAACUACCUGCAUUUAGCAGUCUCUGCUACAGAGCUCAAGGCUGGGGAUGAUUUAGAUAUUAAUUUCAAUUUGAGAAGCAACAACCAAGAAGUGCUGAACGGAGUCACAUAUUUAACCUACAUAAUCUUAACUAAAGGGAAGAUACUGAGGGCUGGGAGGCAGCCGAGGCGAGCUGGACAGAAUCUGGUCACCAUGUCUCUGCGCAUCACCCCAGAUCUCAUCCCUUCAUUCCGUGUUUUGGCUUAUUACCCAGUGGGGAACAAUGAGAUCGUGGCCGACUCUGUCUGGGUGGACGUGAAGGACACCUGUAUGGGAACGCUGAUUGUGAAAGGAGCAACUGAGGCUGACGAACAAAUCCAGGAGCCAAGCGCUCCAAUGGAAAUCAAAGUGGAAGGAGAUGCAAAUGCUACAGUUGGUCUUGUGGUUGUGGACAAAGGGGUUUAUGUCCUAAACAAAAAAUAUAAACUUACCCAAAGUAAGAUCUGGAACACAGUAGAAAAGAACGAUAUUGGCUGCACAGCUGGCAGUGGCGUGAACAAUCUGGGUGUGUUCGAAGAUGCUGGCCUCACCCUGGAGACCAGUAAUAAGCUCUCCACAAAACAAAGAUCAGAUGCCAAAUGCCCCCAAGCUGCGAGGCGGAGACGGCGCCGCUCUGUCCAACUCAUUGAGUCGAAGGCAAGCAAAGUGGCUCAAUAUCAGGAUCAGAGGCUAAGAAAGUGCUGUGAAGAUGGCUUGCAUGAGAAUCCCAUGGGGCACACCUGUGAAAAGCGUGCAGAAUACAUUGAGGAUCAGAAUGAGUGCCGGGCUGCCUUCCUUGAAUGUUGCCGCUACAUCAAAGGCAUACGGGAUGCAAAUCGACGGGAGGAUGAACUUAUCUUGGCCAGAAGUGACUUUGAGGAUGAAUAUUCUCCUGAUGAACACAUUGUCUCCAGGACUGAGUUUCCAGAGAGCUGGCUGUGGGAAACAAGAAUGCUGAAUGGGACACCAAAUGAUGAAGGGAUCUCAUCUAAAAUAGUGCGUUUUUCCCUGAAAGAUUCUAUCACAACCUGGGAGGUGCUGGCUGUGAGCAUUUCCAAAACAAAAGGUAUCUGUGUGGCUGAGCCUUAUGAAAUAAAGGUAAUGAAGAAAUUCUUUAUUGAUCUGCGGGUGCCUUACUCGGUGGUGAGGAAUGAGCAGGUGGAGAUUCGGGCUGUUCUCUACAACUAUGGGAAUCAGGAUAUCAGGGUGCGGGUGGAGCUGAUGCACAACCCCGCCUUCUGCAGCUUUUCCACUGCCAAGCAACGCUACCGACAGAUGUUUAGAAUUCAAAAGCAGUCAUCCUGGGCAAUGCCAAUAGUGGUUGUCCCACUGGAAGUGGGGAUCCAUGACAUUGAGGUCAAAGCAGCUGUCUGGGGUGUGAUGGUGUCUGAUGGUGUGAAGAAGAAGCUGAAGGUUGUGCCUGAAGGAAUGCAGAGCAUCGUGAAGGUUACAGUGUCAUCUUACAGAUUCUUUCAGAUACGGGAGUACUUUUUCAUGGGUACAAGGAUGCUUUCCUUCAUGUACCCUUGUGGAGUUCAGGAAACAAAUGUCACAGCCAAGGAUUUAAGUGAUAUUGUUCCUGACACAAAACCAGAGAUCCAAAUUCGUGUCCAAGGUGACCCUGUGGCUCAGAUUGUUGAAGACUCAAUUGAUGGGACCAAUCUGAAACAUCUCAUCAUAACCCCUUCUGGCUGUGGGGAGCAAAAUAUGAUCACCAUGACACCAUCAGUUAUCGCCACCCACUACCUUGACACCACAGGCCAAUGGGAGAAGAUUGGAGUGGAUCGCAGAGCUGUUGCAGUCAACCAGAUCAAGCAAGGUUAUGCCCAGCAGUUGGCAUUUAAGAAAACAGAUCAUUCAUAUGCUGCAUUUCCAGAUCGCAAGUCUAGUACUUGGUAAAUUGUAGAUACCAUUAGCACUGACGUCCUCUGUGGAGGAGUAAAGUGGCUGAUUCUGGAGAAGCAAAAACCAGAUUGGGUUUUCCAAGAAGAUGCCCCUGUGAUCCACGGAGAGAUGCUGGGAGGCUAUGAGGGCGCUGAACCAGAGGUGUCAUUAACAGCUUUUGUCCUGGUUGCUCUGCUGGAGUCCAAAGAGAUUUGCGGCAAAUACAUCAACAGUCUGGACAACAGCAUCAACAAAACUGCUACCUAUUUAGCUAAAAAAUAUGAUACCUUGCGAAGACCUUACACUAUAGCUCUCACAGCCUAUGCUUUGGCCCUUGAAGGGCGGUUGAAUGAUGACCGGGUUCUCAUGGCAGCAUCAACAGGUGGGAAUCAUUGGGAAGAAAAUGGUGCUCACACCUACAACAUCGAAGGUACCUCCUAUGGCUUGCUGGCUUUGUUGAAAAUGAAGAAAUUCGAGGCUACUGGUCCCAUAGUCGAAUGGCUGGUAGCGCAGAAGUAUUAUGGGGGAACAUAUGGCCAAACUCAGGCGACCAUCAUGGUAUUCCAAGCACUUGCUCAGUAUGAAAUCGACAUUCGUACUCAUAAGGACCUGAACUUGGAUGUUUCUAUCCAGUUGCCAGAGCGUGAGGAAGCCAUUCGUUACAGGAUUAACUACGGUUCUGCUCUCCUGUCCCGAACAGCAGAGACUAAGCUCAAUCAAAAUUUCACCGUGGUAGCAUCAGGCCAAGGAAAAGCCACAAUGACGGUUCUAACAGUAUACAAUGCCAAGAUGCAAGAAAAUGCCGUUCCAUGCAAGAGAUUCAAUCUUAACGUCGCUGUUGAAACUCUUCAGUUGAAUCAGAAGCAACUCAAGGGAGCCUUGGGGGCUGUCAAAAUCAAAAUCUGCACCAGGUAUCUUGGUGAGGUUGAUGCCACAAUGACAAUCAUUGAUGUUUCCAUGCUCACUGGUUUUGCCCCUGAUACUGAUGACCUUAAGAGGCUUUCUGAGGGAGUCGACAGAUACAUCUCCAAGUUUGAAGUUAACCAAGUUAUGAGUGAAAGAGGGAACCUCAUCAUUUACUUGGACAAGGUCUCUCACAGGGAGGAUGAAUGCAUACAGUUUAAAGCUUUGAAGUAUUUUGAAGUUGGUCUCGUACAGCCAGGAUCAGUCAAGAUGUACAACUAUUAUAAUCUAGAUGAGCAGUGCACCAAAUUCUACCAUCCAUCCAAAGAAAGUGGCCUGCUGAGUAAGAUAUGCCACGGUGAUGUUUGCCGCUGUGCAGAAGAAAGCUGCUCCUUGCUCAACAAGGUGAAGGAAGACUUUAAUCUACAAAUGCGAGUUGAUUUCGCCUGCAAGCCAGGAGUAGAUUAUGUGUACAAAACUAAGCUGAUUCGAACAGAAGAAGAAAAUGGUUUUGACAACUAUUUCAUGAUAAUUCUGGACGUUAUUAAAGCAGGAAGUGACACAAAUCCAGCAGACAGUCCCCGCAUGUUUAUCAGUCAAAUGAAAUGCAGAGAAUCCCUCCACCUGCAGGAGAACAAGGACUAUCUGAUCUGGGGUCUCAGCGCUGAUAUGUGGCCAACAAAGAAUACUGUCAACUAUUUGAUCAGCAAGGAUACCUGGAUUGAGAGAUGGCCAGAUGAUGAUGAAUGCCAAGAGGAAGAAUUCGAGAACUUGUGUAAUGACCUCAUCCAGUUUUCCAAUAUAAUGACUGUUUUGGGCUGCCAGACCUGAUGCUGGAAGCAUAAUCGGCAAUGAGUUACAUCACGUGGGUUUUUAAUCUAUUGCUGGGAAGUUAUCUUUUUUUCCCUAAAGUCCU